AUGUCGUACCUGCCUAAGUCCCCGGUGGUGAGUAAUGUGGCAGCUUCUUUUCAAGGAUCAAAACCAGUAGGGAAAUUUUUAACCAGGGUAGAAAAAGCAGUGGAACAUUGUGUAGCUAAAGUUGCAGACCUCAAACUUGGCCCAGGCCCUCGGUUUGCCAUCUGCCUUUCUCUUCCUUCGACUGAUGCAUGCGGCACCGGAGAGCAGUCCCCACAGCCGGAAGCUGUGUCGGGUGUGCAGCUGCACUUCCGGUGGCGGGACACGCCUCCGGCUGCCAUCUUGUGCAGCCCCUGGCCACGUUCUCUGGCAGAGGACGUGGUGAAGAAGAAACCUCGCGCCACUGCUAAGGCGAGCAGCAGGAAAUGCCAGCAAACCCUGGCAGAACUGGAGAGCGUGCUCAGCCACCUGGAGGGUCUCUUUGCCCGGACACUAGUACCACGAGUGCUGAUCCUCCUGGGGGGCAGUGCCCUCAGUCCUGAGGAGUUCUAUGAACUUGACUUGUCCCGCUUGGUCCCCAACAGCGUGGACCCGAGCCUCAUCACAGCAGCUUGUUUGUGUCGCCUCUUCCGAGCCAUUUUCAUGGCUGAUGCCUUCAGUGAGCUGCAGGUUCCUCCACUCAUGGGCACCGUCGUCAUGGCACAGGGUCACUGCGACUGUGGAGAAGACUGGUUUUGACCCAAGCUCAACUACAGAGUGUCCAGCCUGGACCACACAUUGGCUGUGACCCUACCCUGUGUCCGACCCCCCAUCCCAGCUACAGCCUGGGAGGAUUACAUUUGGUUCCAGGCACCAGUGACACUGAAGGGCUUCCACGAGUGAAUGGGAAAUGCUCAUCGUGAACACGAUGGCUAAAUUGUCUUUCCCCCUGGUACCAAGUCACCCAUCUCUUGCUUGGAGCUAGUUAAUUCCUGGUGAGAGGAAGGUUCUCUCCUCCUGGCUGCCUGCCUCUGUUAUAGACUUCCCCAGGGGCUGAUGGUAUGGCUAGGGCUAUAAUCAUCAUCACUGAACAAGCAUCUCUUUGAAUCAAAGGCUGAUUUUCCCAGAGGGUGCUGGGUCAGGUGUUUCUUUUGGGGGUGGAAAGCAAACAUGGGCCCAUAGACAGACACCCCUAUGGAGGGUGACCCUUUCCUGCUUUUUACUGUGGCCUUUCAGAAUUUUUACUAGGGACAUAAUGUGGAUGUGACUCGUGAACUUAAAUAUAAAAUGAAUGGAUUAAUGUUAAAAAACAAAAC
Molecule: messenger RNA, 1232 nt
Organism: Kogia breviceps (pygmy sperm whale)
Lineage: Eukaryota; Metazoa; Chordata; Mammalia; Artiodactyla; Physeteridae
Source: RefSeq, a predicted model, not a curated record